AUGCCGGAAAAUGAAAGAAUGUACAUCUCCUAUAAUAAUAUUCACAAGCUUUGCCAGACAGUGGCCAGGCAUAUUCUAGAUAGAGAUGAAAGGCCUGAUGUUAUUAUCGCUAUCACUGGUGGUGGUAUGAUUCCUGCAAGAAUUAUCAGGUCAUUUCUGAAAAAUAAAGGUCAAAAAAAUAUUCCUAUUCAAGCUAUUGGUUUGUCUUUGUAUGAAGACUUAGGGUUAGAUAAUGGUGCAGAAUCUAUCGGUAAAGAGGUUGUUAGGACACAGUGGCUGGAUUUUGGUGCACUGAACCAACACUUUGAUUCCUUAAUCGGUAAGAGAGUUCUAAUUGUUGAUGAAGUUGACGAUACUAGAACUACUCUCUAUUAUGCUGUUUCUGAAUUAGAAAAAGAAAUUGCGGAACAACAAAUUAUCUUAAAUAGAAAGAAUGAAGAAACCGUAUUUUCUAUCUUUGUCUUGCAUAAUAAAGACAAGCCAAAAAGAGCGGCAUUACCUGAUUCUAUGAUGAAUUCUGGACGUUAUAUUGCUGCGCAAACCGUUCCUGACGGGUGGUUGUGUUAUCCCUGGGACGCUGAAGACAUCGAAGAACAUACUGUGCUCGCUAAAGCCCAAGGUAAUGAUUAA
Messenger RNA from Saccharomyces kudriavzevii IFO 1802, 630 nucleotides. It is a transcript of the gene XPT1, whose product is annotated as xanthine phosphoribosyltransferase. The coding region runs from base 1 to 630 and encodes 209 amino acids. Lineage: Eukaryota; Fungi; Ascomycota; Saccharomycetes; Saccharomycetales; Saccharomycetaceae. Gene Ontology annotation, biological process: GMP salvage; IMP salvage; XMP salvage. Gene Ontology annotation, cellular component: cytoplasm. The record is from RefSeq and is a predicted model, not a curated record. The transcript has a single exon. Gene Ontology annotation, molecular function: hypoxanthine phosphoribosyltransferase activity.